Trichoplax adhaerens is the source of this 1593-nucleotide messenger RNA. RefSeq lists its product as uncharacterized. Gene Ontology annotation, biological process: cell division. Gene Ontology annotation, molecular function: protein binding. The transcript has 17 exons. The record is from RefSeq and is a predicted model, not a curated record. Bases 1 to 1593 code for a protein of 530 amino acids. Lineage: Eukaryota; Metazoa; Placozoa; Uniplacotomia; Trichoplacea; Trichoplacidae.
AUGACAUCAUUUUGCACAGUGCCAUUGCAUUCGCGUGGCUUAGCUAGGGAAGCCGCUUUCUUCAUCUACCAAAGGCCAUCAAAGGCACAGCAAAUUCAAUCCCUGCUCAAUGCCAAAUUGUAUCAAGAUGUCGAAUUACUGAUCAGUCUUAUUCUACCUAUGGUCAAUCAGUGCGGUAAAAAUGAUUCAGUAGCCUCUUCUCAUUACUAUAAAAUUCUAGUAUGGUAUGGUGAUUCAUUGUAUGAAGGACGACAGUACAAGAAGGCAGAGGAUAUCUUCCAGAAAGCUUUAUUGCUACGAAAGAAUCUGAAUAAAGCUAAAGUCAAGAGUUUAACAAGUGAAUUAUUACUAUCUGAAGUGGAAUUAAAAUAUAAAUUAUAUGAAUGUUACAUGAAACUUGGCGAUGCUAGAAAUGCUACUGCUAUGUUAGAAGGAAUUUCCGUUAGGCAGAGGACACCUAAAGUUCUCAUGAGCUUAGCUCAUCUCUAUCAAAUAUCCAAUAUCGAUAAGCAAGCUAUUGCCUGCUAUAAAGAGAUUUUACGAAAAUGUCCUCUAGCAUUGGGUGCGGUCCACGGAUUGUUACAGCUUGGAUGUACACGAGAUGAUAUUGUGAAUAUAAUAUCAGCGGCUGGAAUAUCAUGCCCAUCUUGGCUCAAUGAAUGGAUUAAUGGUCAUUCUCAAAUGGCAUGUAAAGAAUACAAAAAAGCGAUUGAAACCCUAUCCAAAUUGGAAUCACAUCAUUUACAUAGCAGCAUCCCUAUUAUGAACAGUAUCGCUAUGGGAUAUUACAGACAAGAAGAUUACAGAAACGCAAAACAUCUUUUUGAGAAGAUUAUAGAAAUGGACCCAUAUUCUGUAAAGGGGUUAGGCAUUUAUGCAAGGAUUUUAGCGAAGGAAAAAAAUGUUAAAAGUUUAUUUAUGCUAUCUAAAAGACUUUUACAAGUCAAUGAAAAUAGCGUCGACACUUGGCUAGUAAUGGCUGAAUACAAUGCUAUCAAGGAUAAUGUACAACGAGCUAUAUAUUUUGCUCAAAAGGCCCAUGUUAUUGAUAGCUCAAAUAUUCAAGCCCUUGUUCUUAAAGGUUUAGUAAACUGUUACUUAGCUGAUAACAAGAUCUCUCUGGCUUCCUCAACAGCUGCUAAAGCUUACACAAAAGUUGGACGAACACCAAGUACAUUGCUAGCGAAGUCAUCAUUCCAGUUAGCAUUAAAUCUUGAUCCAUCGUGCGAACUUGCUGCCUGCUCGUUAGCUAAUAUCUACGCUGAUAAAUUUUCAGACUGUGACAAGGCUAUAAAAUUACUACAGCAAUUUUUAGAAACAACACCAAGCUCAAAAGUACACUUACAAUUGGGUAAUUACUAUUGUGAAACCCACAAGAAACAACAGGCUCUGGACGAAUAUAGAAUUGCUCUAAGUAUGGAUAGUAACUGUUCGGAAGCUCAAGAGGCCAUUGACAAGUUGGAAAAUGAAAGUAGAGAUAUUGAAGAAAGUAGUCUUCACUAUGAAUUGAAUCCAAUUCACCCGCUUCAUUUUGACAUCGAUGAUGAGGACGGUGACGCCAAUACAACAGGAUCAUUAGACGAAAUGGAAUAA